Triplophysa rosa is the source of this 1174-nucleotide messenger RNA. It is a transcript of the gene mid1ip1l, whose product is annotated as MID1 interacting protein 1, like. The transcript has 2 exons. Bases 110 to 589 code for a protein of 159 amino acids. Gene Ontology annotation, biological process: regulation of lipid biosynthetic process. NCBI's taxonomy places the organism in Eukaryota, Metazoa, Chordata, Actinopteri, Cypriniformes, Nemacheilidae. The record is from RefSeq and is a predicted model, not a curated record. Gene Ontology annotation, cellular component: cytosol.
AGGAAGUGAAUUUUCUUCUCUGACGGAUCGGUGUGAAGCUUUGACUACGUCACCAAUCCUUUGUCGUCUGUUUAAUCCAGUCCAAAUAUCAAUUUCAUUCAGCUUCGUCAUGAUGCAGCUCAACGACGCACACUGCAACAAGCACUCGCUGCUCAACGUGAUGAACCGCUUCAUCGCUGCUGCCAACAACAUGAACGAGACCAUCAUGGUGCCAAGCUUGCUAAGAGAUGUGCCUCUGGAAGACAACGCGAGUGAAGACUCUGUUAGUCACAACAACAAUAACGAGCCCUCCUACCCCAAACAAAGGGACAUGUAUGAGCACUACCUGCUCCUAAAGUCCAUUAAGAAUGACAUGGAGUGGGGCCUGCUGAAGAGGGAGAUGGGUGGCAGCUUCCUGGAGAUGACGGUGAAGCAGGAGGAGCCACAGCAGCAGAUGAGUGGAGAUGCUAAAGACUGCCCAGACCUGGAGAGCCAAUUUCACUAUCAUCUCCACGGACUGUUUGGGGUUCUAUCCAAACUCACUGUGCAGGCGGACCACCUCACGAAUCGUUACAAGAGAGAAAUCGGUGGUGGGAGCCUGUUGAGAUAGGAGUGGGUUUGGUUUUGAGAGUAAUGUGGACAAUUUUUGAACCGUUGGACUGGGAAAUGGGGCAGCAGCUGACUAAGGGCUUUAGAUUUCUCUUUGGCAUCAAGUGUUUUCAUUUACGAGUGAGGUGACCUCUCUUGGCAGUUACGCACAAGCUCCGAUGCUUUUGUGACCGUUCCACUACAAGUUAAAGGGCUUAGGGGGUUUUUAACCGAUCAUUUCAGUGGAGUGUAAUGUAUUCCAGUUAGGCUUUCGUAUUUGUUCCUCUGUAAGCCAGGUCCGAAAGCCCUUGAUGUGAUCAAGCUAUGGGAGAAUCGGAAUGCUGGUAAUUCUGUUCUUCAUCUAGCCCAUGCCUUUUAUUGAGGGGAUUUUAUGUAUUAAUGCUGCUCCUGUGCACUUGUCCAUGUGGAAUGGCGUGCCUUCUACUUUCAUUUCCCACAUGUAUGCUUGCCAUGCAUGGUGUCACUUUAAGAUGGCCCAUUAUGAGUUGUAAUGCCACUCGUCUUCAAGUUUUGUUUGUCCUAAAAGAUUUCAGAUUUUAUAUUGUUCUGUAAUAUAGUGACUUAUUAAAUAAAGCGUUAACUUAAA